Messenger RNA from Lepus europaeus (European hare), 1774 nucleotides. It is a transcript of the gene HADH, whose product is annotated as hydroxyacyl-CoA dehydrogenase. Bases 85 to 1029 code for a protein of 314 amino acids. Gene Ontology annotation, cellular component: mitochondrion. Gene Ontology annotation, molecular function: NAD+ binding; (3S)-3-hydroxyacyl-CoA dehydrogenase (NAD+) activity. The transcript is spliced from 8 exons. Lineage: Eukaryota; Metazoa; Chordata; Mammalia; Lagomorpha; Leporidae. The record is from RefSeq and is a predicted model, not a curated record. Gene Ontology annotation, biological process: fatty acid beta-oxidation.
UGCGGCGCGGCCUGCGUCUCCGCCCCCAGAAGUCGCCUGCACGGCCGCUGCAGCCCGAGCCGCUCCUCUGGUCGCCGUCGCACCAUGGCGUUCGUAACCAGGCAGUUUGUGCGCUCCGUGUCCUCCUCGUCCACCGCCUCGGCCGCGGCGAAGAAGAUCAUCGUCAAGCACGUGACGGUCCUCGGCGGCGGGCUGAUGGGCGCCGGCAUCGCCCAGGUGGCUGCAGCCUCUGGCCACACAGUUGUGUUGGUAGACCAGACGGAUGAAAUCCUGGCAAAAUCCAAAAAGGGGAUUGAGGAAAGCCUUAGGAAAGUGGCAAAGAAGAAGUUUGCAGAGAACCCCAAGGCUGGUGACGAGUUUGUGCAGAAGACCCUGAGCAGCAUAACUACCACCACGGACGCAGCGUCUGUGGUGCACAGCACGGACCUGGUGGUGGAGGCCAUCGUGGAGAACCUGAAGGUGAAGAACGAGCUCUUCCAAAGGCUGGACAAGUUUGCUGCCGAACAUACGAUCUUUGCCAGCAACACUUCCUCCCUGCAGAUCACGAGCAUAGCCAAUGCCACCACCAGACAGGACCGCUUCGCUGGCCUGCAUUUCUUCAACCCGGUGCCCGUGAUGAAGCUCGUGGAGGUCAUUAAAACCCCAAUGACCAGCCAGAAGACGUUUGAAUCCCUGGUGGACUUUACCAAAGCCCUUGGAAAGCAUCCUGUCUCCUGCAAGGACACCCCUGGGUUUAUUGUGAACCGUCUGCUGGUGCCGUACCUUAUGGAAGCCAUCAGGCUGUACGAGCGAGGCGAUGCAUCCAAGGAGGACAUUGACACUGCCAUGAAGUUGGGAGCCGGCUACCCCAUGGGCCCAUUUGAGCUCCUUGAUUACGUGGGGCUGGAUACUACGAAGUUCAUCAUAGACGGGUGGCAUGAAAUGGAUUCGAAGAACCCCCUGUUUCAGCCCAGCCAGUCCCUGAAUCAGCUGGUAGCCGAGAAGAAGUUCGGCAAGAAGACCGGAGAAGGGUAUUACAAACACAAGUGAGGCGCGGCCCGGGAUUCAGGAAGGACUUCCACCUGCGAGUGCGCGCCGCGUGCCCGUGGGAGUGCUGUUGGGUGAGACGCAUCCUCACACAGUGCAGCCUUCAGUGUGCAUUUUGAUUGUGAUCUUUCUGAAGUAAUUAUGUACGCGACUUAGGGUAAUAAGAAAUUCUUCCAUGGAGAAUAAUUUUUGCCUUUUGUAAUCUGUUCAUUUCUCUGUGUUUUCUAAAAAGCUUUCCACCCUUGGUGCCUUGAAGCAGUGUUCUUUGGGACCUUGUCAUUUUCAUAAAGAAUUGGCCGAAUUCAUUUGCCUAUGAAAGGGAAGUACUUCCUCUGGGAGUGACAAUGCCCAGUGCUCACGGUGGCCGCGCUGGGGGCCUCAGGCCGUCGGCAGAUGCAGUGUGCCUGGGAAGGGGCCUGGGCAGCACCUAGGUCUCGCCUUCACAGAACACUUGGCCACCUGCAGCUCCGAGCCUUACCCUACCUCCUGGGCACCCGUGCGACGCUCUGUCUUCACUCAGGUCGUCAUGGAGAUAUGGCUGCUGUCCUGGAGGGGACCUCUCUGGGUGCUCCGUCUACAGGAAGAGGUCGGUUUUCCUGGUCUCUCAGAGCCACAGAGCUUCAUGAUCGCCAUCUGUCUGUCCUUCUCUCGUGAGAAAUCAGUGCUGCAAACUGCCUGUAAAUUGACUAAUAAAAUGCAAUCUUUUCAUCUGUAAAAAUCUGAAUUGAAAUAAACAUGUAUAACUUCA